CGGAGCCGCCGGGGCCGGGGCCGGGGCCGGGAUGGCGGCGGGGGGGGCCCGGGAGCGGGGCCGGGGCCGGGGCCGCUGACAGCCGGGGCCGCGCCGCCGCCGCAGCAUGUACGGGAAGGGCAAGGGCUCCGGCGUGCCCUCGGACGGACAGGCCCGAGAGAAGCUGGCGCUGUACGUGUAUGAGUACCUGCUGCACGUGGGGGCCCAGAAAUCAGCCCAGACCUUCCUGUCGGAGAUCCGAUGGGAGAAGAACAUCACAUUGGGAGAGCCUCCCGGCUUCCUGCACUCCUGGUGGUGUGUGUUCUGGGACCUGUACUGCGCCGCUCCCGACCGCAGGGAGACCUGUGAGCACUCCAGCGAGGCCAAAGCCUUCCAUGACUACAGCGCGGCGGCGGCUCCCAGCCCGGUGAUGGGGAACCUGCCCCCCGGUGACGGCAUCGCGGGGGGGCCCAUGCCCCCCGCCUUCUUCCAGGGACCCGCGGGCUCUCAGCCUCCGCCCCACAACCCCGGGCCCCCCCUGCUGGGGCCGCACAGCCAGCCCUUCAUGUCCCCCCGGUACCCCGGCGGCCCCCGGCCCCCGCUCCGGAUGCCGAACCAGCCCCCAGUGGGUGUCCCAGGCUCGCAGCCACUGCUGCCCAACGCCAUGGACCCGGCGGCGCGGUCACAGGGGCAUCCCGGCAUGGGGGGCCCGAUGCAGCGCAUGAACCCCCCCCGAGGCAUGGCCGGCAUGGCCCCCCAGACCUAUGGCAGCGGGAUGCGCCCCCCCCCCAGCUCGCUGGCCGGCCCUGGCAUGCCCACCAUGAACAUGGGUCCCGGUGGCCGCGGGCCUUGGCCGAACCCCAACGCCAACUCCAUCGCCUACUCCUCCUCAUCCCCCGGGAACUAUGUGGGCCCUCCCGGGGGUGGUGGCCCCCCCGGCACCCCCAUCCUGCCCAGCCCCGGAGACUCCACCAACUCCAGUGAGAACAUGUACACCAUGAUGAACCCCAUCGGGCCCGCGGGGACCCGGCCCAAUUUCCCGAUGGGGCCCGGACCCGAGGGGCCCAUGGGGGGCAUGAGCGCGAUGGAGCCGCAUCACAUGAAUGGAUCCUUAGGCUCCGGGGACAUGGACGGGCUGCCAAAGAGCUCCCCCAGUAACCUGGGGGCCCUGAGCAACCCCCCCGGCACCCCCCGGGACGACGCGGACCUGAGCAGCAACUUCCUGAACCCCUUCCAAAGCGACAGCUACUCGCCCAGCAUGACGAUGAGCGUGUGAGCCCCGCCAGGCCGGACCCCUCCCCCCCCCCGGAAUCCUCAUCAGUGAUCAAUAAUCAAUGAUCAAUAAUUAUCAAUCACAUCCCCCUCCCCUCCCCCCCCGUGAGAAAACACUAAACACAGAAUGGGGACAAUUGAGGAAGAAUUAGGAAUAAGUC
Neopsephotus bourkii (Bourke's parrot) is the source of this 1412-nucleotide messenger RNA. It is a transcript of the gene SSBP4, whose product is annotated as single stranded DNA binding protein 4. NCBI's taxonomy places the organism in Eukaryota, Metazoa, Chordata, Aves, Psittaciformes, Psittacidae. The record is from RefSeq and is a predicted model, not a curated record. Bases 107 to 1255 code for a protein of 382 amino acids. Gene Ontology annotation, molecular function: protein binding; single-stranded DNA binding. Gene Ontology annotation, cellular component: nucleus. The transcript is spliced from 18 exons. Gene Ontology annotation, biological process: positive regulation of transcription by RNA polymerase II.